Dioscorea cayenensis subsp. rotundata (Guinea yam) is the source of this 916-nucleotide messenger RNA. RefSeq lists its product as uncharacterized. The transcript has a single exon. The coding region runs from base 62 to 877 and encodes 271 amino acids. NCBI's taxonomy places the organism in Eukaryota, Viridiplantae, Streptophyta, Magnoliopsida, Dioscoreales, Dioscoreaceae. The record is from RefSeq and is a predicted model, not a curated record.
UAUUUAUAAACAAACAUACGUGUGCGUGUGUGUGUGUGGCUUUGAGAAUUGAGAAAGAGUAAUGGCGGACGCCGACGAGCUCGCUCCGCCGCUCGACGCUACGCUCAGCUUCCGUGAUCCACCCUCCGCCGCGGUUCUUGACUCCCCUGACCAGAUCCCCGCCGCUCAUCGACCCGAUCACGACGACCACCACGAUCCCGAGCUCGACGAUGACUCGGACUCUGAUUUUGAGUUUGCUUUCGUUUCCCGCGAUCUAGACUCGUUCCCAUCCAUCACUGCCGAUGAGAUCUUCUCCGAUGGGCGGAUCCGGCCGAUGUACCCGGUCUUCGACCGAACACUGCUGCUCCCUGACCCGCCGGGAUCGGCGCUGGCGCCGGACACGAAGCCAAGCCGUGUGCCGCUCGCGCGGCUCCUGAUCGAGUCCCGGGAGGAGAGAUCGCAGUCGGAGGGGGAUGAAUUGGAGGGCAUCGCCCCGGAGACGUACUGUGUGUGGACGCCGUCGCCGGAUCGGCGGCGCUCGUGCAAUAAAAGCGGGUCUACGGGUUCAUCCGCGUCAACGGGAUCAUCCCGGCGGUGGAAGCUUCGCGACCUUGUCGUCCGCCGGAGCCACAGCGACGGCAAGGAGAAGUUCGUCUUCAUCGACACGGAGGGGAAUAAGAAGGGAGGCGGUAAGGUUACCGAGAAGGGUUAUAACGAGAAGAAGUUCGUGUUCAUCGGCGGCGGAGGCGAGAAGAAGGCAUCGGCGGAGGAGAAUAAGAAGGGCGGUAAGAUUACCGCAUCGUCGAAAACCCAGAAAACGUUCCUCCCGUACAGGCCGGACCUGGUGGGAUUCUUCGCGAGCCUCAAUGGGAUUAGCCGGGCCCACACGCCCUUCUAAGAGAUAAACAAACAAAAAGGCAAGGCUUUUUUUAAAAAA